AUGGGACCUCCUUCACUACCCUUCACAAGCAGCAAUCUGAGUCUAUUCUCCUCACGCGCUGGCAGCAGCCAAUUUGGCAAAGUACAGUCUCGCUCGCUGCCUGCCUCGCCCAACCCGGGCCGACCAACGCGACCAAACUCCCUGUCCGCACACAGUUCGCCGGUGACGCAGGCGUCUGGCGAAUUUGGCUUGUCCUCUUCUUUCCCAUCACGCCAAACAGGCACGGCAGGCUUAGUUCUGUUUGCGUCCGUACCCGCCAGUCCUGCUACCGGCAGCUCACCGUCCAUGCCAUCAGUAUCUUAUCAGUCGGCUUUACCGCCUGCGAUCGCUGGCGACGCCGCCGCUUGCAUGCCUCCGCCCGAACCUCGAUCUCAGAGUGCGAGGCUGUCACAACCGCCAACCUCGCCCAUGCAGAGCAUGAACUCUCCCGUCAGCGACCGUGAUCUUUUCAAGGCACCUCAGAGCCCUAUGACUUCUCGAGUCCAUACCUCUCGCGCCUCCCCUUUCACUGCGCCCAAUUUCAAUGCUCAGGUCUCCGGUCCUCAUUCGAGCUAUAUGAGCGGGACGCGGGGCGAAACUGCACUGAAGAGCCCAGUGCCAGUCAGGCCGCCUCUAGAAUCAGUCAGCUCAAUUGUUGCGGAGCAUCUCGAUGAUGGAUCUAGAGCAACUCCGCCGCCUUUCCUGGGUCUGUCAACCCAUCGAGGUCCGUCAUCGAGCAGUUCGAUGUCGACUGCAUCGUUCGCGACGACGAGCUCGGCGCAGUCAUCAGAUUCCUUGCGAUCGCACUCAUCAGCGUCGACUGCUGCCACGUCCUUGUCUAGCUCGAGCAUACCUACCUUUAACGAUCUCAAGUUGGAGCAAAUGCCUUUGGACACGCCCAAUGACAGCUUGGCGCCUAUCGAGAGCCCAGAGAUCCCGCGAGCCGUCUCACCUGCGACGUCGCUAGCCAGUGCAACUUCAAAGAGUGAACCUCAAGCAUCGACUGACGCUGCCUCGCCGAGCGAUCCGCGUCGCAAGCACGCCUGUACUUUCUCAGGCUGUACAAAGGCCUUCACGACAUCUGGACAUCUCGCAAGACAUAGCCGCAUUCACACGGGCGAAAAGCGGUACGAGUGCCUCUUACCCGGCUGCGGCGCUCGCUUCUCCCGUCAGGACAACAUGCUGCAACACUAUCGCACCCAUCUGACCGGCAAAGCGAGGCGCACGUCGUCGCACAAUCGCGCGCUAGCAGCUGCUGCCAAAUCAGCUGCCCCGCCAAUGGGUCACUAUGACAUGAAUUACAGCCACAUGUCCAAUCCGAGCCUGCCGAUGCUGGAGCCGUCCAGCAAUCUGGCGCCGAUGCCUCAGUUCUAUGGAUCGACCGGACCUGAGGGGAGCUUACCGCCGCUACUCGGUCGACCCAUUCCACCCAUGUACGAUACUCCCAUGGACACACGUCAAGACGCAUUGCCACCUGUAUUCAACGACAUGGGCUACCCGACUCGUCUCAACCUACCCAGUACCUCUCACUUUGCCGUGCACCAGCUUCUUACCGAGCCAGAGCGCAAGCGAUCGCCAAUACCCGCUGCCAACUCUCCUUAUCUCGAUCAGAGCGGUUUUGGCGGUCCUUAUGGCUACAGCGCUGCUCUAAACAACCAGCAAGCUCAACAAUAUCUCCGUCAAGUCGAGCCUAUGACUUCGGCAGAUCACCUGUACGAUCGACCGCGGCAAUACUACGAUCAUCAGAAUUUGCCUCUUGUCCCGCCACCCCAUUCACAGAGCCCAGGCGAAUUUUCGCGAACGACAGAUCCGAUGCGGUACGCUUACGAUCCUAGACACCAACAAGGGCAAGGGCUCGGCGGUGCGAUCCGAUGA
Mixia osmundae IAM 14324 is the source of this 1854-nucleotide messenger RNA. RefSeq lists its product as uncharacterized. Lineage: Eukaryota; Fungi; Basidiomycota; Mixiomycetes; Mixiales; Mixiaceae. The transcript is spliced from 3 exons. Gene Ontology annotation, cellular component: PcG protein complex; transcription regulator complex. Bases 1 to 1854 code for a protein of 617 amino acids. Gene Ontology annotation, molecular function: RNA polymerase II cis-regulatory region sequence-specific DNA binding; DNA-binding transcription factor activity, RNA polymerase II-specific. The record is from RefSeq and is a predicted model, not a curated record. Gene Ontology annotation, biological process: regulation of transcription by RNA polymerase II.